CAAUGAUCCGCAUCUUCCUUGUCAUAGCACUUGCCUCCGUCGCUGUCUUUUCUGCUCCAAUUUCACGCUUACCACAAAGCUUAGACGACAUCCCAGCUGAGUUCAAGGAACUCAUCCCAGCUAAAGUUACUGAAUACCUUAAAUCCAUCACUACUGAGGAGAAAGCUGCUAUUAAGGAAUUUAUCAAAAGUGUUAUGGGAGGAAACAAAUCUGUUGAAGAAUUGAGUGCUGAUAUCAAGGAGCGGUCCCCAUCCCUGUACGCUAAGGUUGAAAAACUCGACGUCCUACUCCGCACAAAACUCGCGAAACUCGACCCCGCCGCUCUGGCUUUAUUCGGGAAAGUCAUCGCUCAGGGACUUUCUUUCCGGCAACAGUUCCAUGCCGGAUACCAGCCAACUCCUGAGAUGGUAAAGAAACUCUUCAAGGGAUACAUUGCUGAAUAUAAAACACUUUCUGAAAACGCCAAGGCCACCAUCACCGAUGAGUUCCCCAUCGUCGUUGAAUUCUUUCAACACGAGAAAAUUCAAGCCAUCAUCCAACAGAUCGUGAACUACUAAAUUGUUUUUUUUUCAAUUAUUUUACCAAAAUAAGCUUGUUGUCAUUUAAAAAUAAGUACCUUUGAAAUUAGGUGUUUUCAUGAAACAAGGUACACUAAGAAAAUUAUCUCCACAAAGUUUUUUACAUUUUGCAAUUUGCACUUCCUAUAAUUGCUUAAGUACUCCACUAAAAAACCAAUAACAAUUUAAAUGUUUAUUAAAUGUAUUUCGAAAUUUGAGAUUCAUAUGAAAUACAAACAAAUUGCAAAAAGUAGAAAACUGCGAAAAUUAUUUUCUUAUUAAACUUUGUUUUAUGAAAACACCAAGCGUUUAGAUACUUGGAAAUUCUAAUAAAAAAACCGACCCGCCUGA
This is a messenger RNA of Caenorhabditis elegans, 908 nucleotides long. RefSeq names its product Fatty-acid and retinol-binding protein 1 (gene far-6). Bases 3 to 557 code for a protein of 184 amino acids. Gene Ontology annotation, molecular function: lipid binding. The record is from RefSeq and is marked reviewed. The transcript is spliced from 2 exons. NCBI's taxonomy places the organism in Eukaryota, Metazoa, Nematoda, Chromadorea, Rhabditida, Rhabditidae. Gene Ontology annotation, cellular component: extracellular region.